This is a messenger RNA of Drosophila navojoa, 5222 nucleotides long. It is a transcript of the gene Alh, whose product is annotated as coiled coil domain containing protein Alhambra. Gene Ontology annotation, molecular function: histone binding; nucleosome binding. Gene Ontology annotation, biological process: regulation of transcription by RNA polymerase II. Gene Ontology annotation, cellular component: nucleus. The record is from RefSeq and is a predicted model, not a curated record. Lineage: Eukaryota; Metazoa; Arthropoda; Insecta; Diptera; Drosophilidae.
CGAGUGUUUGUAAACAGACGCAAUUCCUUCAUCACUAAAUACAAAACUGGAGUUGUUAGACUCCAGCAGCAACGACGACACCAUUCACUCCACCAACUUGAAUAGAAAAUUAAUCAAAAUUAAGAAGUUUAAGCUGGACGAUAUGAAAGAAAUGGUGGGCGGAUGCUGCGUUUGUUCGGACGAGCGGGGGUGGCCGGAGAACCCGCUCGUCUACUGUGACGGCCAAAACUGCACCGUUGCUGUGCAUCAGGCAUGUUAUGGCAUCGUUACCGUACCCACCGGUCCCUGGUAUUGUCGUAAAUGCGAAUCCCAGGAGCGCACUUCGCGCGUGCGCUGCGAGAUUUGCCCCUCGCGAGAUGGAGCCCUCAAGAAGACUGACACCAGCGGCUGGGCGCAUGUCGUCUGCGCCCUCUACAUACCCGAGAUUCGAUUUGGCAAUGUGACCACAAUGGAACCCAUUAUAUUGACCCUUAUACCGCAGGAGCGCUACUCUAAAACCUGCUACAUAUGCCUGGAGAUCGGAAAACCGAACCGUGCCAAUGUCGGGGCCUGCAUGCAGUGCAACAAGGCCAACUGCAAGCAACAGUUCCAUGUGACCUGUGCCCAAAGCUUGGGCCUGCUCUGUGAGGAGGCUGGCAACUACCUAGAUAAUGUCAAAUACUGCGGCUAUUGCCAGCAUCAUUACAGCAAAUUGAAAAAGGGCGGAAACGUCAAAACUAUACCACCCUACAAACCCGUACAACAUGACACCUCCUCCGAUUCGUGCUCGUCGCCUGAGAAGGAAAUCGAUUCGACCAUGAACUCGGCAUCCACAUCUGCAACAAGCAUUAAGAUAACAAGCAGUAGCUUAGCCGCUAGCUCAUCGAGCUUGCCGAGCGGCGGAAACACCGUUUCAUCCUCAUCGAAGCAGCGCAAAUCGAAUGCCUCUGGUAAAUCUUCGGUAUCAUCAGGCAGCAGCUCCGGAACAGCAACGGGGCUGCCAAACUCCACAAGCUCAUCGAGCUCAGCUGUGGUUACGAACACCUCCUCUGCUGGCAGCUUUCUGGCCGGCAACAGCAGUAGCAGCACAAUCUCUACUAGCAAUAACAGUACCAUGAGCAACUCCUUGACGAGUUCUAUUAGUGGCAGCGUUGCAGCCCCGAUCCCAGGCAGUGGAAGUGCCAUGGGCAGCAGUAGCAAUACCAAUGUGACUGGAGCCGGCAGCAGCAGCAGCUCCAGCAAUGCAAUAGGGCAAAGCAAUUCAACCACUAAGUCAUCGGCUACCAGCUCCAGCAGCAGCUAUAAGGAUAAGCAUAGUAAAAGUUUGGGCAAGCAAUCCGGCUCUGGUUCCAGCAAGGACAAGGAUAAGGAUAAGGAUGGCGGUAGUAAUUCAUCAAACAAUAGCUUUUCCCACUCAUCAACCUCUUCUUCGUCUUCAUCCUCCUCGUCGUCACGCGACAAAUCGUCAAAGUCAUCGAAAAACAAAGAAAGCUCCAAAGAAGCUGCCAUCGUUGCUGCCAGCAGCAGCAGCAGCAAUGCAACAAGCAGCAGCAACAUGCCCAGUGCCAGCAACAUUACAGCCAACAACAGCUCCACUUCAACAGCUCAUGUAUCGAGUAGUGGCAAUGCUGGCAGCAGUCUAGCUGCUGCCUCGAUCAAUGAACAUAGUAAUCAUGCCCAGAAUCUUAGUACGUCGGCUCUCAGCAGCUCAACGGGCAGCGCCUCGGGCAAAAUGCAAUUGGCGGGCAACUUGGGCGGCGGUUUCGGCGCCGAGCUGCAUGCCACAAGCAGUAGCAACAGUAGUGCCGCCGUGAAGGAUGCGUCGUCAUCCUUUGCCGGUAGCAGCAAUACAAGUAACUUGGAUAGUUUGUCGGGCGCUGGUACGUCCACAAACAGCACUCUCAACCCGCUUGGCCUCGGCUCCAACAGCACUAAUCCAGGCAGUGGCAGCAGCAGCAACAGUAAGGUAGCUGCAUCAGUUGCAAAUGCCACAUCCACAACAACAUCAAGCCACAACCUGGCACCCUCAGCCAGCAGCUCCACAGUUUCCAAAAAGCGUAAGGUGGACGCUGCUAAAGCAGUUACCAGCAUCAACCUGGAAGAUCACAAUAGCUCAUUUCGGGAUAUUAUUAAGGAUGUGCACGUGACUCUGACGCCACUAACGGACUUCGAGAAGGAAAUCGAGAAAAGCUCCAAGCGGCAACGCACUGAAUUGAGUCCACCCACGCAUCAAACAUCCGCCACCGCUGAGGUGAAUGCCACGUUAGCUACCACAGUACCAAGCGCAGCGAUAGCACCAAGUGGCACGACGAUAGCAACCACUGCGAGCACUUCAAUUGCCUCCACCAUCUCGACGAGCAGUGCAAGCAGCUUGGUGGGUGGUGCAGCCAUUGGUGGCUAUGCGAAAUCAGAGGCAAGCAAAACAAUUAGCAGUAGCAGCAGCAGCACCGGCAGCACCGGCAGCAGCAACAGCAAGCAUGGCAACAGCAGCAGCAGCAACAAGGACGGCAGCAGCACUGUCACAAGUGGAGCAGGUGGCACCAGCAACAGUAGCAGCGGUGCACCCAGCUUGUAUGUUUCGGUGCCGUUGUCCACGGCCAAUGUACCUGGCAUCAAUCUGCCCAACAGCAACAGCAGCAGUGGUGAGUUCAACAGCACGCCCAAAUUGAAAUAAAUAGCAUGCAUUUAUCAUUUCCUUCAAUCCCACACAGAAAUGCACCCAGCUCAGGCGGCACAGUCACCGCUGACCGUCGGCAGCGCAUUUGCAACGGGCACAGCGACAGCGGCAACUGCGGCUGGCGGUGCGACCAGCUCUGGCUCUGUUAUACAGCAUCAGAGCGGAAAGUCGUCGCCAGCGCUGGGCGGGCUGGUGAGCAGCAGCGCCAGCUCGGUCAACCUGACGGCCACCACGACGGAGAGCGGAAACUUGAAGAUCAGCUUUGAGAAGCAGACGACUCGUGUGCAGCAGCUGCAGGAGCAGGAGUCGGCGCCGGCGCGACGCAGCAGAUCGCGCUCUGGUGAGAAUGGUAAUCAUCACCACCAUCACCCAGCUCACCAAACCCACCACAAUCACCACCAAACAACGCAACCACAGCAAUCACAAUCGUCGCAGCAUCAACAACAGCAACAACAACAAUCGCUGCUUACCAGCGCAUCCUCCUCCACGUCCAAUUCAUCGCUGACCACGCCCACCAAACCGCAGUCACGAUCGGGCAAGAAGCGAGCUGCUGCGCUCAACAAAAGCGAAGCAACAGCUGCCGCCACAGCAGCAGCAGCAACAUCGGCAUCUGCAGCACUGAGCCGCAGUAGCAGCGGCAGUCGCCACAGUUCGCCCCACUAUCGAGCCACGCCCACACCACCGCCACAAGCUCUGGCACCGGCAAACUCAUCGCCGGUGGUCAUGUUGCAGGCGUUAUCCUCCUCCUCCAUUGACUCGCCGCCGGCAACAACUCGCAAUACGCGUAACCAAAAUAACAGCAGCAGCAACAACAAUAGCCAAAGCCAUGCUGCUGGCACAGAUCAUGCCGGCAGCUCAGCAUCCUCCUCGUGCUCCUCCACUUCCUCAAUGUCCUCAGCCAGCAGCAAUGCUGUUAUCAGUCUCUUAGACUCGCCCGUCAACAUGUCCACGCAGGCCCAGCAACCUGUUGCCGGUUAUAACAGCAGAGCUACCAACAGCAAUGGCAACAGCAACAGCAACAAUGUUGCUGGGAACAGUGCUGCCAAGCCGUUGAAUAAGAAAAUGUUGCGGGCGCAGCAAGCGCAGCUGUAUCAGCAACAGCAGCAGCAGCAACAACAACAACAGCAGCAACAUGUUAGUUUAAGCAAUGCACCACCCGCUAACGUCUCCUCACCCACUAAUCUUAGCUCAGCCAGUAGUCAAUUUAGUCAACAGCAACAACAGCAGCAACAGCAACAACAACAACAGCUUAAGCAACACCAAGAUUUAGAAAUUUUGCAAUUUAUUAAUACAAAUACAAAUGCUUCUUCCAUGACGACAACAACAACCACACCAUCAUCAUCAUCGUCAUCCAUCUCAGCAGCAACCAGCAACAGCAGCAACGUCAAUGCCAUCGGCAGCAGCAGCAGCAGUCUGUUAGGCGUCAGCAGCAACAUGAACAACACCGGCAACAACAACAGCAGCAGCAGCGGCGGCCUCAAGUUCAGCUACGAGGCACAAACGAUCAGCAGCCAGUUGGAUGUGCCCAUGCUGCCGGUUAGUGCCAUCAAGGACUCGCCGCCCAGUUCGCCCGGCUCGGAAAUUGGCGCCGCAUUGCACACGGCGAUAGCAGCGCCAAUCACGGCCAGCAGCAAUGUGCGUAAGCGUGGUCGUAAGGCCAAGGAUGCGACACUGACAGCGGCUGCUGCCUCGGCAGCAGCAGCAGCAACAGUGACCGCCACUCAACCAGAUCUCAAGGAUGUGCGCAUCCUGCAAAAUGGCAUCGGAGCUGCCACCGUGCCAGCCAGCACGCCCACGCCCCCCGCCACGCCUGCCACGAGUGUGACGAGCGUCAGCGGCAGCAGCACCACUCCCAGCUCCGGCUCCGGCUCUGGCGCUGGCAACACCAUCAUAACGCACACAGCCACCCACAUGCUGGGCAAUCAUGUUAAUCCCAACAGCAGCGUGGCCCAGAAGCUGUCCGAACAAUUGCACAUGGAAGUGCAGGAUCAUGCCAUCUACACGCCCGACUCCAUGACAUCGCAAUUUACAGGUGUGCCGUUUCCCGGCAAGCAGCGCAAUUCCAACGCCGCGGCUGCUGCUGCGGGCAGUGCAACGCCGGCGCCGAAUCCGUUGCAAUCCAUGUUUGGUGGCGGCGGCAUCAAUGGCAACAUGCCCAUACCGCAGAGCUUGGAACAGCUGCUGGAACGCCAGUGGGAACAAGGCUCCCAGUUUCUGAUGGAGCAGGCGCAGCAUUUUGACAUUGCCUCACUGCUUAACUGCCUUCAUCAGCUGCAGAGCGAGAAUUUGCGGCUCGAGGAGCAUGUGACCAGCCUAAUAGCACGACGUGAUCACCUGCUGGCGGUCAAUGCCCGACUCCAGAUACCGCUCAACAAUGCAAUCAACAAUGCCAAAGCCGAGACGCAUGGUAAGUAGUGGCAUCCACUCAUAGCACUUGGUGUCGGCACCCGCAACACACAUACACACACCCACUCACCCACACACACAUAACUACAAAUACAUGGUUAAUGGAGGCGCCUACAAAAUGAAUUUAAGUUUUUGUAAUUAAUUGUACUGUACAUAUAUU